AGAAUGGGAGAAAAACAGAAAAGACAACAAAAACUUUGGAAUGUUCCACGGAUUCCUUGCAUUCGGGUCCCUUCGGCUGCGUACACCCACAAUGCUUCCUUAAUGAAGGACCUGACCCAAGGGCAGCAACGCUACUUUUACAGCAUCAUGAGGAUUUACAAUUCCAGGCCCCAGUGGGAGGCCCUGCGGAACCGCUAUAUUCACAGCCUUCAGCACCAGCAGCUGCUUGGCUAUAUUACUCAACAGGAAGCCUUGGCUUGUGCCGCUGUACUUAGAGAUUCAACCAAGAGAGCCUCAGCUAAGGUGGCUCCUCAAAGAUCCAUCCCCCAGAAGCCUUCAACCAUGACAAGAACGUGGCUGCCAGCCCUACCUGGGUCUGUGGUUCGACCCAGGGCUCAAAGUGCAGGGCCUGGAUCCAUCAGGAAUUGAGACUUCGCACAAGCUCUGAAACAGGUAAUUUGCCCAUGUACCCCCAAAUCUAGUGGGUGCUAAGUGCAUAUUCCUUGUAUGAGAAUGAAAAAAAAUAACUUCUAACACACACCCUAUACCUAGAAAUAAUCUCUUUCCCACUCCCAUAAAUUCUACCAGCAAGAAUAAGUUGGGGGGUUUAAGAGCAAUGGAACUAAGUGUAAACAC
Messenger RNA from Enhydra lutris kenyoni (northern sea otter), 636 nucleotides. RefSeq names its product family with sequence similarity 216 member B. Bases 4 to 429 code for a protein of 141 amino acids. The record is from RefSeq and is a predicted model, not a curated record. Lineage: Eukaryota; Metazoa; Chordata; Mammalia; Carnivora; Mustelidae. The transcript is spliced from 3 exons.